This is a messenger RNA of Mesorhabditis spiculigera, 738 nucleotides long. The record is from the annotation of a GenBank genome assembly. Lineage: Eukaryota; Metazoa; Nematoda; Chromadorea; Rhabditida; Rhabditidae.
AUGGCGCUCUACAUUUUCGUGCUGAUAACUGGGGCGCUGGCCCAAUUGUCGCCGAUUUCACUAUGGUACAACCCGUGGACGAUGGUCAACCAGCUGACGAUGCAAAGGAGCGUGGAUGCCGGGCUGGCGUAUAUUAUUUCGAUAGAAAAUCAGGCCAUGAAUAACACGAAUACGGCAGCGAGAUUGGUGAUGGAUAAGGCGCAGGAGGCGCAGCAGGCCCUCCUGGUCGCUCGAACAAUUACAGCAUUUACCGUCGAGCAACGCUAUCUAAUUAAUACAGCGGCUUAUGAAGCAAAUGCCGAGAUUGAGAGCACGCGACUCCAAACGAUAAAAAUGAUCGAGGAGCUGGCGAUGCAAGGAAAGCUGCUAGCCAACAUUGCGCGGAAUUCUUUGAUUCAGCUGAGGUCUAUUGGUAUCUACAACCAAAUCGCCGCUCCCACAAUCCGGCGAAAUUUGCAAACCUACAGAAAUGAAAUGGAAAAGCGAGCAGAGGAGCUAAAUAAAAUUCUGAAGAUCUACAAUUCUAACGUCGAUGCGGCCGUCUGUCGCAUGAGCAUCGGCCCGAACGGAGAAAAAGGUUGCGAUGCCUUUCCGACUCCCGAUAAGGGCCGCUCCCUCUUCCCUGACGAGGAGCUGUUCGCGCUUUUGAACCCGAAAAUUAAGGCCAUCGAAAUGCCCGAGUUUCGUGCAAAGGGGAAUUCCACCCUGAGCCAUACACAAAAUAAGAAAGAACAUAAA